AUGGCAGUUACUAGUGCACUGUUAAUGCUGUUGCCUGUAGCAUGGACCUGCACUCCCCAAAAAGCAGACUACGCUAUGGUGUCAUGUUUCCCCAACGCCAUCAUUGCCGACGUCCCGGAGUGUCCUUAUGGCUGGGAGAUUGAGCAGCUGUCCCUGAGCGGCGUCUGUUACACUGGGACACACACCCCAGGCUACUACCGCUUCAUCAUCGCAGACCUAACACCAAAAAACCACUCGUACUGUGGCACGCAGUCAGAGUACCUGCCUGGUAAAGACCCCAAGUACAUCUUCUAUAACUCCAUCGUGUCCAACGAUACUUCGCUGACAGUCAGAAACCAGCCGGUCAACUACACCUUCAGCUGCACCUACCGAGCAGCCUACCUGGUAAAUAACGCAGUCUUCAGCCAAAGAGUGGCUACAGUUUAUGUCAACAACGGGAGUUUAGGGACUUUUAGAUCACAGUUGUCUUUGAACGUGUUCACGAAUUCAAAGUUUCUUCACACCAGAGACACUCCCUACGUGAUCGACACUUCUGACAUUGGCUCUGAUGUUUUCAUCGCCAUCGAAGCAAAAGGACUAAGCACCAGAUUCAAAGUUGUGAUAACUAACUGCUGGGCCACCCCUACUCCUUACUCGACAGACAGGAAGAGGUGGAGUCUCAUCAUUAACAGCUGCUCCUCUGACCCCACUGUGACUAUUUUUGAGAAUGCCAAAGACAGCCGCUCCAUGUUCAAGUUCGGCUCCUUUCGCUUCCAGUGGCUGGAGAAGGUGUCUACGGUGUGGCUUCACUGUGAGGUUCACGUCUGUGACGGAGAGAGGCUCGUCUGCCAGCCCAGCCCCUGCUCUGCGAGACGUCUGCCAUCAGAGGUCGCAGCAGAUGGGGGGGUCCUCACCGCUGAGUUCCGCAUUAAAGGCACAUCGCUGUUCAUCCUGCUGGUGGCCCUGAUAAAAUCAUGGGAUUUAGCAAUUAGAUAA
Messenger RNA from Monopterus albus (swamp eel), 975 nucleotides. RefSeq names its product tectorin beta (gene tectb). The record is from RefSeq and is a predicted model, not a curated record. The transcript is spliced from 9 exons. Bases 1 to 975 code for a protein of 324 amino acids. NCBI's taxonomy places the organism in Eukaryota, Metazoa, Chordata, Actinopteri, Synbranchiformes, Synbranchidae. Gene Ontology annotation, molecular function: extracellular matrix structural constituent.